Messenger RNA from Anolis sagrei ordinatus, 2494 nucleotides. It is a transcript of the gene GSPT1, whose product is annotated as G1 to S phase transition 1. Gene Ontology annotation, biological process: translation. Gene Ontology annotation, molecular function: GTPase activity; GTP binding; translation release factor activity. Gene Ontology annotation, cellular component: translation release factor complex. The record is from RefSeq and is a predicted model, not a curated record. Lineage: Eukaryota; Metazoa; Chordata; Lepidosauria; Squamata; Anolidae.
CUACGGAGGGCUGAAGGGGCCAAAGGACUUGCCUGCCUCGCUCGCACGCGGAGGAGUGCUGAGUUGGUCCGGACGCCGGCGCCGCGCUCGCCUUCCCUCGGCUUUUUCUGCCUGUCAAAAUGGAGGCCAACAACGGUGGCAGCGGUAGCAGCAGCGACUCGGCGCCGGACUGUUGGGACCAGCCGGAGGUGGAGCCCGGCAGUGGCGGAGCGGGAGGAGGAGGAGACGCCGCCAGCGAAGGCCUCUUGCCCGGCCCCGCCGCUCCUGAGGGAGAAGCCGGCGGAGAGGCCCACCCCGCGGCCCAGCUGGAUGCCGAGGAGCAGGAGCGGCUGGGCGCGGCCUUCAGCCGCCUCCUCAACGUCAACGCCAAGCCCUUCGUGCCCAACGUUCACGCCGCCGAGUUCGUGCCGGCCUUCCUCAGGGGAGGAGGAGGAGGAGCAGGGCCCCCCUCGCCGCCGCCGCCGCCACACGGGGCCUCUGCAGAAUCUUCACAAGAGGAGCAGCGAUUGUCUUGUGAAGGCUCAAAUGUGGCAGACAGUAUGGAGGUCUCAGAACAAGUUGUAGAAAAUGGAGAAACGGAAAUGUCCCCUGAAGAAUCAUGGGACCACAAAGAAGAGGCCAUUGAGGCAGAUUUAGCAUGUGGCCCCUCUGGCGGUGCAGGGCCCAUGGACGAAGGUAUCCCCGAAAUGAUGGAAGAAGAGGAGGAAAUACCCACACCGAAAUCGCUGGUGGCACCACCUGGGGCUCCCAAAAAGGAGCACGUCAACGUUGUGUUCAUUGGACACGUAGAUGCUGGCAAAUCAACAAUUGGAGGACAAAUAAUGUACUUGACUGGCAUGGUUGAUAAACGAACGCUGGAAAAAUACGAGAGAGAAGCUAAAGAAAAAAACAGAGAAACUUGGUAUCUCUCGUGGGCCUUAGACACAAAUCAGGAAGAACGGGACAAAGGUAAAACAGUGGAAGUGGGCCGAGCCUAUUUUGAAACGGAGAAGAAACACUUCACUAUUUUAGAUGCUCCAGGUCACAAGAGCUUCGUUCCAAAUAUGAUUGGUGGAGCUUCUCAAGCUGAUCUAGCUGUGUUGGUUAUAUCUGCAAGAAAAGGAGAAUUUGAAACUGGCUUUGAGAAAGGAGGGCAAACAAGAGAGCACGCCAUGUUAGCAAAAACAGCAGGAGUCAAACAUUUAAUAGUCCUUAUUAAUAAAAUGGAUGACCCAACUGUGAACUGGAGCAAUGAGAGAUAUGAAGAGUGCAAAGAGAAACUUGUGCCAUUUUUGAAAAAAGUGGGCUUCAAUCCCAAAAAGGACAUCCACUUCAUGCCCUGCUCGGGGCUAACUGGAGCAAACCUAAAGGAGCAGUCCGACUUCUGUCCUUGGUAUACUGGACUCCCGUUUAUUCCCUAUCUGGAUAACUUGCCAAACUUCAACAGAUCCGUUGAUGGACCAAUAAGGCUUCCAAUUGUGGAUAAAUAUAAGGACAUGGGCACGGUGGUUCUGGGAAAGCUGGAAUCGGGCUCUAUUUGCAAAGGACAGCAACUGGUGAUGAUGCCAAAUAAGCACAAUGUGGAAGUCCUUGGCAUCCUUUCUGAUGACGUAGAAACAGAUGCUGUCGCUCCCGGUGAAAACCUGAAGAUCCGACUGAAAGGAAUUGAAGAAGAGGAGAUCCUCCCGGGAUUUAUACUCUGCGAUAUUAAUAACCUGUGUCAUUCGGGACGCACCUUUGACGCUCAGAUAGUGAUCAUUGAACACAAAUCCAUCAUCUGUCCAGGUUACAAUGCGGUGCUGCAUAUUCAUACAUGUAUUGAAGAAGUUGAGAUCACAGCCUUAAUCUGCUUGGUAGACAAAAAAUCAGGAGAGAAGAGCAAAACCCGGCCCCGUUUUGUCAAACAAGAUCAAGUCUGCAUUGCGCGUCUAAGAACAGCCGGAACGAUAUGUCUUGAAACAUUUAAAGACUUCCCACAAAUGGGUCGCUUCACCUUAAGAGACGAGGGUAAAACCAUUGCAAUUGGGAAAGUUCUGAAAUUGGUUCCAGAGAAGGACUAAGCGUUGUUUUGACAAAGCCUGCUCCAAUACUGUGAGGAAAACAAACAAAACAAAAUGACUCUGCAGAAGCCUACUUCACAUCGCCUUCUUAUUUUCUUCACAUUUAUAACUUUCUCCCUGUGUUUUGCAAAGAUUUAACUUUUCAUAGCAAAGGUCCACAUUUGUGUCAGCUUUCUCAUAUUGAGAGCUCUGCUAUGCCACUAUUGAAUUCCCCUCUAAGGCUCCCCACCCCCUUCCUAAAUUCUGUUUCCUUGGAAGAUUUGGCAAUAGCUUUAUAAGUGAUGUGGACAUAUUUGCCUAGAAUUAUGAAUAAAAAAACCUGAUAGAAUUUAUGUUUAAUUCUCCUCCCCCCAUAUAUCGAAAAGAUUUUUCAAGACAGAUCAUUCAGUGUGUGAGUGUGCGUGCUCAUGUUAUAAAAGACAAUUACCUUGUUAAUAAACUAUUCAAAUUUCAAA